This is a messenger RNA of Mobula hypostoma (lesser devil ray), 1876 nucleotides long. RefSeq names its product catalase (gene cat). Gene Ontology annotation, cellular component: peroxisome; mitochondrion; cytoplasm. The record is from RefSeq and is a predicted model, not a curated record. The transcript has 13 exons. The coding region runs from base 83 to 1672 and encodes 529 amino acids. Gene Ontology annotation, biological process: response to hydrogen peroxide; hydrogen peroxide catabolic process. Gene Ontology annotation, molecular function: catalase activity; heme binding. Lineage: Eukaryota; Metazoa; Chordata; Chondrichthyes; Myliobatiformes; Myliobatidae.
UUGUGUGUGCUGCUGGCGCCUUAUAUUAGGGGGCGAAGGGGGCGACGUGCCUUCGACAGUUGGAGGGUGCUGAACCGGCAAGAUGGAGGGUUCUCGGGACGAAGCUAGUGAGCAGCUGCGGUGCUGGAAGAGCUCGAAGGUUGACAUGCCUGCAGAUGUUUUGACCACCGGAGCAGGCCAGCCUGUUGGAGACAAGUUGAAUGUCAUUACAGCUGGACCUAGAGGGCCAUUGCUUGUACAGGAUGUUGUGUUUUUUGAUGAAAUGGCACACUUUGAUCGGGAGAGGAUCCCUGAGCGUGUUGUACAUGCAAAGGGGGCAGGUGCCUUUGGUUUUUUUGAGGUGACCCAUGACAUCACAAGAUACUGUAAGGCCAAAGUAUUUCAGAAUAUUGGAAAAAGAACAUCUGUCUCUGUUCGCUUCUCAACUGUUGGGGGUGAAUCUGGUUCUGCAGACACAGUUCGUGACCCUCGAGGAUUUGCUUGCAAGUUUUACACUGAAGAUGGAAUUUGGGAUUUGACUGGUAACAAUACACCUAUAUUCUUCAUCCGGGACCCUUUUUUGUUUCCAUCAUUCAUUCAUACCCAGAAGAGGAACCCCCAGACUCACCUCAAAGAUGCUGAUAUGGUCUGGGACUUCUUCUCACUUCGCCCAGAAAGUCUUCAUCAGGUCAGUAUUCUUUAUAGUGACCGCGGAAUUCCUGAUGGAUUUCGUCAUAUGAAUGGGUAUGGGUCGCACACAUUUAAGCUGGUCAAUGACAAGCAAGAGGCUGUUUAUUGCAAAUUCCAUUUCAAGACAAACCAAGCCAUCCGAAAUCUUUCUGUGGAGGCAGCUAAAUGUCUGGCUUCUGAGGACCCUGACUAUUCUCUUCGCGAUCUCUACAAUGCUAUAGCUUCUGGAAAUUACCCAUCCUGGACUCUGUAUAUCCAAGUCAUGAGCUUUCAAGAGGCAAGAGUACAUCGAUGGAAUCCCUUUGAUGUAACUAAGGUUUGGCCUCACAAGGAAUUCCCACUGAUCCCUGUGGGACAGCUUGUCCUCAACAAGAACCCCGUCAACUAUUUUGCAGAUGUGGAACAAAUAGCCUUUGACCCCAGUAACAUGCCCCCAGGCAUUGAACCUAGUCCUGACAAGAUGCUUCAGGGCCGCUUGUUUUCUUACCCUGAUACUCAUAGGCACCGCCUGGGUGCGAACUAUCUUCAGCUGCCUGUCAACUGCCCAUUUAAGUGCCGUGUGACAAACUAUCAGAGGGAUGGACCAAUGUGCUCCACUGAUAACCAGGGUGGCGCCCCAAAUUAUUAUCCAAAUAGUUUUAGUGCCCCUGAAGCUCAGCCUCGUUUCAUUGAGCACGCUCUGGCUACAACAAGUGAUGUUGCUCGGUACAACAGCUCGGAUGAUGAUAAUUUUUCCCAGGUAACUACAUUUUAUGUGAAUGUCCUAAAUACGGAGGAGCGCCGCAGACUAUGUGAGAACAUUGCAGACCAUCUCAAGGAUGCUCAGCUUUUCAUUCAGAAGAGAAUGGUGGAUCUGUUGACCAGAGUGCAUGCUGACUAUGGUGCACAAGUCUCAUCAUUGUUGGAUAAGCACAAUGCUGCCUGUCCUAAGAAGCCGGUGAUCAAAACCUACUCUCAUUAUUCUCCUGAUCGUGCCGUUGCUUCUGAGAAGUCUAACCUGUAAUAAGUUGAAUUGAAAGUGCAAAGCCACUUUUUCUGCAUUCUCAAUAUGAUUAUACUGAUAAUUUACUCUUUUCCAAAUUUCAUAAUUGAUUUUUCUUGCAUAAUCUUUUGUUUCAAAAGAAAUUGUAUGACUGCUUCUAUUUGUAACUAAAUCUAUUGAGUUUCCUCUUGUUUCUUGCUGUCCAAUUUACAUACCAUUAAUUAC